Melanotaenia boesemani (Boeseman's rainbowfish) is the source of this 3212-nucleotide messenger RNA. It is a transcript of the gene ttll6, whose product is annotated as tubulin tyrosine ligase-like family, member 6. Gene Ontology annotation, biological process: microtubule cytoskeleton organization; protein polyglutamylation. Lineage: Eukaryota; Metazoa; Chordata; Actinopteri; Atheriniformes; Melanotaeniidae. Gene Ontology annotation, molecular function: tubulin-glutamic acid ligase activity; tubulin binding. The record is from RefSeq and is a predicted model, not a curated record. Gene Ontology annotation, cellular component: cilium. The transcript has 17 exons. The coding region runs from base 284 to 2587 and encodes 767 amino acids.
UAGAGUUCAUUCAUGUUUACAUUUGGAGGCUACAAUUCCUCUUUGCGUCCAGCCAACAGUGUAGCUUAAACACCACCCGCAGCUGCUCGGAUGCUCAACGGGAUAUAAGAGGACACAAUUUUCUAACGACAUAAGAAAAAGAUGCUGGAUGGAGGUGAGAUGUGCCUCACUGGUUUGGGAACUGAGGAGCACAAUGGCAUCUUAAAAGAUUGUUGAAAACAAGAGGUGCAGCAUCUUCCAAUAUCACUGUCCUCGCAAAUGUAGCAGUAACAACACAGUCAGGAUGGGUCUAAAGGUGGACAGUCCAGACAGAAAUGAUGAUGCUCAUGAAUAUGAGCAACAAGAAGAGGGCGAGGGGGACGGAUGCCAAACUGAGGCCUUUAUUCGCACCUUACCACCACCCACUAGCAAGAAGAGGAGGAAAACCAAGAGGAGAUUGUGGAUCAACCUCACCAACUGCAAAUACGAAAGUGUGCGGCGAGCUGCUCAUAGAUAUGGCCUAAGGGAGGCAAUGGAGGAUGAAGAUUGGACGCUGUUCUGGACCGACUGCUCUGUGUCUCUGGACCGUGUUAAAGACAUGAAGCGUUACCAGAAAAUAAACCAUUUCCCAGGGAUGAGUGAGAUCUGCCGCAAAGAUUCACUGGCAAGAAACCUGAACCGCAUGCUGAAACUCUUUCCUAAAGACUACAAUAUCUUUCCCAGAACAUGGUGCCUUCCUGCAGACUACAGUGACUUCCAAGCUUAUACCAGGGCCAAGAAAAGCAAGACAUACAUCUGUAAGCCAGAUACAGGUUGCCAAGGCAAAGGCAUCUUCAUCACCAAGUCCAGUAGAGACAUCCCACCUGGAGAACAUAUGAUCUGCCAGGUUUACGUCUCCAGGCCUUUCAUGAUCAACGGAUACAAGUUCGACUUGCGGAUCUAUGUGCUGGUUACAUCUUGUGACCCAUUCAGCAUAUUCAUGUUUAAGGAGGGACUGGCUCGCUUCUGCACCACAAAGUACAACGAGCCAACACACAACAAUGUGGAGGAUGUGUGCAUGCAUCUUACCAACUAUUCCAUCAACAAGAACAGUGAGAACUUUGUCCGCGAUGAGGACGUUGGCAGCAAGCGGAAGUUGUCUAGCCUCAACAAACACCUGGAGUCCAUCGACUGCAACACAGAGAAGAUGUGGAAUGACAUUGAGGACAUCAUCAUAAAGACGCUGAUCUCCGCUCACCCCAUCCUCAAGCAUAACUACCACACGUGUUUCCCCAACCACACCUCAGCCAGCGCCUGCUUUGAGAUCCUGGGUUUCGAUGUGCUGCUGGAUCACCGGCUCAAACCCUGGGUGCUGGAGGUGAAUCACUCCCCGAGUUUUACCACUGACUCACAGCUGGACCGUGAGGUGAAGGAUGCAUUGCUGUACGACACUCUGGUCCUCAUUAACCUGGGCGCCUGUGACCGUCACAAGAUCACCAAAGAGGAGAGGCGCAGGGCAAAGGACAGACUGCAGCAAAACCGCUCUAAAGAGGCCAGGUCAGAGGAGCUGCGACAGAGCCAGGCAGCCACAGUGGAGCAGAUGGAAAAGUAUGAGGCCAAACACCUGGGGGGUUUCAAGAGGAUCUAUCCCAGAGAGGGAGGGGAGAAAUACGACAAAUACUUCAAACACAGCAGUUCGCUCUUCCAGGAGACUGCAGCAUCUAAGGCCAGAGAGGAGUGUGCCAGGCAACAGCUGCAGGAGCUGCGUCUGAAGCAGGAGCAGAAAGAGCGGGGCCAGAAGGGGGGGCGGAGGAGAGACUUGCAGGGGGAGACAGCAGGAGAGCGAGUUAAACCACAAAGAGCAUCAGCACCGCCGCCUCCUGAACUGCAGCCGUCGCCUCUGAUCGGACCAUCAGUGGAUCCAGAAUGUGCAGAAGUCCGAGAGGAGGAGGAGCAACAGGAGAGGGAGGAGGAGAAAGAGCGGAUCAACUCAUUGCUCCAGAGGAAGAAACUGCUGGAGGAACUGGGGGUGGUGGACCAGAUCCACCAGCUGCUGCAGGGCCCGAUGGAAGGAGGUGGAGUCCUGCAGGACCUCAAGGAAACCUGCAGCCAUAAGCAGAGUGAGAUACAAGAGCUGACAAAGAUGGAUUCGCUGAUUUCACAGAGGACAAAGCAGCAGCAGCAGCAGCAGCAGCAGUCCUGCCAUCAGAACUUGCGGCAGCAGCUCCACUCUCACAUGACUCAGCUGCGUUUGCUGAGGCCCCCAAUCAACCAGAGGAGCCUGAAUGAGUCUGCCUGCCUGCACAAUUCUGAGAGCCUCAAAAGGCAGGGAGAAUUACGUAGGACCAUCAGCGCCCAGCGGAUGCCCUGGCCAGCCAGUAGCUGUCAUGUUGUGAGGCAGGACAGCAGGAGCAGCUCCUACAUGGAUACCAGGUCCCGUCCCGGCAUCCCCGUCAUAAACCACGUCCCUAAAGGCGGUCUGCACUGCCCCUCCAUGCCCCAUGACCCUGCAGAUCUCCAGAGCCUGCUUGUUAUCUCCACACGUGCCCCACUGGUCAGGAGGCCUAGCUUCUCUCACGUUGUCCGGAACUCCUCCCGCAGAGUCCCCCAGCACAGCAAAGGGCACUGAGGAACAGGAGAGACCCCCGAGGGUCAUUGAGCAGGAAGUGAGGGACCAAACCUUCAGCAGAUGAUGUAUUUUCUUUUUAGGAAAACAUCUGUGGAGAGAUGGAGGUUGAAUAAAACUGUGAAAAUGUAGUAAAAGACACUGUGCCAAUAGAGAAUAUCUCAUGUUUGUAAAAGAUUUUAUAUGCUGACAUCUGCUGUUUACAACAUUAUGCUUCAAACUUUUAUACUGUUUGUGCAAAUAUGUUUAACAGCUUGUAUUUAAAGGGGAUUGUCUCAAGCAAAAUCCCACAUACAGUGCCAAAUUAUAUGAUGGAACAUGACAGACCCAUUUCUGCAAAUUAGCUUUCAAAAAGAAUCUGAAACGUAUUAAUUCACUGACUUCUGUGUUCUGAUAUGGACAUGAUUGUAUCAACUGAACUAAAUCUCCUCAUGUUUCAGGACUAUUAAAUUCUUAAUUAACAAAUUUAAAACUAGGUUUAAAAGUCAUCCAUUGUUGGAUGUAGAAAAUAAAAACUUGCUGCUUUUUAUCUCAAGGAAAUUUAUUUCAGUAAUAGAAAAUAACUUUUUUUGCUAUGGAAAUUAAUAAAAUGUGUGAUUUUCAUUGUGGUGACUGAAUUCUCAUAUUC